AUGAUGGCGACGACUGCAAGGAGCAGCAGCAUCAGUUUGUGCCUUCGCAGGUGGGAGGCUGGGAAGAUAGAGGGAGUUCCAAAGGUUGGUGUGGUUGUGGGUUGGGCGAGGAAGAGAGAAGUGCGGGGCUUAUGUGUGAAAGGUGAUGGUGAUGGUUAUCAAGUGAGUGUCGAUACGGUUAAUGGGAGGAAGGUUAAUGGGGUGGUGCAUGGGAGUGAUGCUUCUUUGUAUGUGGGGAGGGGUAUGGGGUUGGGGGCUGAGGAUGGGGGUGGGAUGGUCUCUGUUGAUUCCUUUAAGCUUGGAAGGUUUGUGGAGGAUAGGUUUGUUUACAGACAGGCAUUUGUGAUCAGGUCCUAUGAGAUUGGGCCUGACGAGACUGCCACAAUGGAGACACUUAUGAAUCUACUUCAGGAGACAGCUCUGAACCAUGUGAUGAGCUCUGGCCUUGCCAGUGAUGGGUUUGGUGCAACCCAUGAGAUGAACCUAAGGAAACUCAUAUGGGUUGUCACUCGUAUAAACAUCCAAGUUGACAAGUACAGCCGCUGGGGAGAUGUGGUUGAGAUUGAUACUUGGGUUGCAGCAUCUGGGAAAAAUGGGAUGCGUAGAGACUGGAUCAUCCGGGACUACAACACCAAAAGGAUAAUAGCAAGAGCUACAAGCAAGUGGGUAAUGAUGAAUAGAGAAACAAGAAUGUUAUCUAAGAUACCUGAACAGGUGAAGGAAGAAGUUAGACCCUUCUAUUUGGACAGAAAAGUUAUUCAUGAAAGCAGUGACGACAAAAUUGACAAGCUCACCGAUGAAACAGCAGAGAACAUAAUAUCAGGUUUAGCACCAAGAUGGAGCGAUAUGGAUGUCAAUCAGCAUGUGAACAAUGUCAAAUAUAUUGGGUGGAUCUUGGAGAGUGUGCCGAUGAAUGUGUUAGAGGAUUACCAUCUCACAAGCAUCACAUUGCAGUACCGUCGUGAAUGCCGGCAAUCUCAGUUGCUGGAGUCCCUCACAAGCAUGACAACAAGCGACACUGAGGAAAACGCUACUAGAACAAGUUUAUGCAAACCAGAUUUGGGAAGCACCCACCUGCUUCGCUUGCAAGAGGAUAAAGCCGAGGUGAUAAGAGCAAGGGCAGAAUGGCGACGCAAACAGCAAGCAUGACUAUGUUCUUCAACAGCAAAUCUAAGUUUCUUUACAACAGCAACCUUUCAUGAUUCUCCUUUUCUUGUCCCAUGUUCGUUAUUCUUUGCUCAUGAGAGCUUGAACUUGCACAUUUUUGUAGUGCAACUCUCAAAUAUUUCAGUUGUUUUGUUCCAUCAGUGCAUUGCACAGCACAUCUGUUAUUAAUUUGAGCAUCAUAUCACAAGGUUGGGAGUUAAUCCUCCAAA
Molecule: messenger RNA, 1376 nt
Organism: Elaeis guineensis (African oil palm)
Lineage: Eukaryota; Viridiplantae; Streptophyta; Magnoliopsida; Arecales; Arecaceae
Product: palmitoyl-acyl carrier protein thioesterase, chloroplastic
Biological process (GO): fatty acid biosynthetic process
Molecular function (GO): acyl carrier activity; fatty acyl-[ACP] hydrolase activity
Source: RefSeq, a predicted model, not a curated record